Suhomyces tanzawaensis NRRL Y-17324 is the source of this 1416-nucleotide messenger RNA. RefSeq names its product Cac2p (gene CAC2). Gene Ontology annotation, cellular component: CAF-1 complex; nucleus. The record is from RefSeq and is a predicted model, not a curated record. Gene Ontology annotation, molecular function: protein binding. Gene Ontology annotation, biological process: DNA replication-dependent chromatin assembly; nucleosome assembly. The coding region runs from base 1 to 1416 and encodes 471 amino acids. Lineage: Eukaryota; Fungi; Ascomycota; Pichiomycetes; Serinales; Debaryomycetaceae. The transcript has 2 exons.
AUGAAUGCUUCCACUAUCACAGUCCACUGGCACAACGACAGUCAGCCAAUAUACGCUGUGGAUUUCCAGCCAAGUCCGGAUUCAGUGUCUCCCCGUUUGGUCACAGGUGGCGGAGACAAUAAUAUCCGUGUGUGGAAGGUGCACUCUGAUCAGAACGCGGAGGGUCCUCCAUCAACAUCCAUAGAAUAUCUCUCCACAAUGAGGAAGCAUACACAAGCAGUCAACGUGGUGCGGUUUGACUCAUCUGGUCAGUUCUUGGCAAGUGCAGGAGAUGACGGUACUCUUAUCAUAUGGAGACUAGCGAGAGGAAUCAUCAAGGACUUCGAGAGUGAAGAAGAUGACGACGAUAUAAAAGAAAGCUGGGAGGUCGUGCUCCAGUUGCGUUCGUCAACUAGUGAGAUCAAUGAUAUAGGCUGGUCUCCCAAUUCCAGGUACAUUGUCACCGGCUCCAUGGAUAACACUAUAAGAAUCUACCAACUAGAGCUAGAUAGCCAGACUCAGAAGCUCACCGGAAAACUCGUGGAAUCGUUGAAGAAUCACACCCAUUAUGUCCAAGGUGUAUAUUGGGAUCCUCUCAAUCAGUUCAUUGCCACCCAAUCGGCGGACCGAUCAGUGAUCAUUUACAGCAUCAAAGAAGAGAACAGUGAACUAAAGUUGAAACUUCAUCACCGAUUUAUCAAACAUGAAAAUCAAUUUAUGUAUCAGUCCGAAACAUUGCAAUCUUUCUUUAGGAGAUUAGCCUUUUCUCCUGAUGGUACCUUUUUGAUAACCCCAGCUGGAAUGUGGAAUCAGACAAGAAACACAUCGAAGGGAACAAUUGUGAACGCUUCUUUCGUUUACGCAAGAUCGAGUCUUUCCACUACACCAAUACUCAAGAUAGCAGGGCUCAAUAAGCCGGCUGUAGCAAUAGCAUUCAAUCCAAAGAAAUACAUUCUCAAUUCAUCUGAGCAAGCAAUCACUACGCUUCCUUACAAGAUGAUCUUUGCAAUUGCAACGCAAGAUUCCGUACUCGUGUAUGGUACAGAUAACUUUAAGCCCUUGGGGUUUGUGGGAAAUUUGCACUACUCAUCUAUUACCGAUUUGAAAUGGGAUUUGGAUGGUCGCAGAAUUAUCAUUAGUUCUACCGAUGGAUUUUGCUCAGUAAUUCUAUUCGAUGAGGGAGUAUUUGGUACAGAAUACGAAGGCAGCUUGCACAAUCCACAACCAAUUGACACCGACACUCCCUCAAUUGCCGAAGAUAAGACUCCAGAAAUAGGUUUGUCUUUCGAUAAGAUGCAUGUUCACGAUGAAACAAAGGAAGCAGAAAAUAUAGAGCCUAGUCAAGACUCCAAAACGCAACCCAAAGGAGCAACAAUAGACCAAUUCUACAAGCCCAAAGAGAAAAAAAGAAUUACCCCAACUUUACUUAGUCAGUGA